Rhagoletis zephyria (snowberry fruit fly) is the source of this 1718-nucleotide messenger RNA. RefSeq lists its product as uncharacterized. The record is from RefSeq and is a predicted model, not a curated record. NCBI's taxonomy places the organism in Eukaryota, Metazoa, Arthropoda, Insecta, Diptera, Tephritidae.
GAGACAGACAGGCUGAGUUAAGUUGAAUUAAGUGGCACAAAUGCAGAUACGAUUUUUACCCCUGACAGACAGCACCAUUGUGCAUAACAAAUUUUCUUCUUCUACCUGCGCAUUUAGUUAUCAGCUGAUUUGACAAAAACUUUGAGCUCAAAAUGGAAAGGAGAGAAAAAAUACGAUUAGCAGCUAAUUUGUUUGCAAAAAACAUAUUAUUUAAAAAAAAAACUUAACAUUCUUCUCCUAAAAUUAUUCAACAAUAUGAAAAUAAUUAAUUCAUUGGCAAGCAUAGACCUUACCACGAUGUUUGAAGCUGGGAUUGUUACACUUCCUCAUAUAAGAGAAAGGCAGCUGUGGAAAUUGGAUCGCAGCGGCACAUUUUGGGAGCGUGAUGUUCCUUUAAUGGACGAAAAUCGUUUCAAAGAAAAUUUUCGACUCAAUAGAAAUGCUUUUCGGAGAAUUUGUGAAAAAGUUCGAGGCAUCGAAAAGGCGAACACUCAUAUGAGGCCAUGUAUUCCACUUCAUAAAAGAGUGGCUAUCUCACUAUUCGCAUUGGGAUCUGCAGCGGAGUACAGGACUGUUGCAAGUCUUUUCGGAGUAGGACGCAGUACUGUUGGCGAAAUUGUUUUGGAUUUUUGCCAAGCAGUAUGCGAAAAUCUAUCUGAUUGCAUUAAUUCAUAUCCUCCAAACCAACACGAAAUCAGAAAAGUUGUUGAUGGCUUCGCGCAAACUGGGUUUCCUCAAUGCUUUGGAGCUGUGGAUGGCUGCCACAUAGAAGUUCAACCACCAAAAGAUGAUGCAACAGACUAUUACAACUACAAGGGUUGGUAUUCAGUGAUCUUGCUAGCGAGCUGUUACCACCGAUCAAAAUUUACUUACAUAAAUAUUGGAUCUACUGGUAGAAACAACGACUCUUACAUUUUCGAAAAGAGUACAUUGAAAAGAUUCCAUGAAACUGCCGAUAUUUUUACGCAGAAUAGCAAAUUCAUAGGCGGCAUCAAUGUACCCGUUCUACUAAUAGGCGAUUCUGCUUUUCGCCUCUCCCGGUAUAUGAUGAAACCGUUUCCAUAUUCGCCGAAUCAGCCGUCUAUAGAAAAAACCUUUAACUACCAACUAUCUAGGUGUCGUCGUCUAAUCGAAAAUGCAUUCGGUCAACUUAAAGCACGGUUCAGAAAAAUAGGUAGAGGUUUACAAGUCGCCCCAAAAAACAUAAAUACCAUAAUUAGAACGUGCUGCAUUUUGCACAACUUCUUGAAAUUAGAAAACGACGAAGUUUCUAUUGGUUGGAUGCAAGAUUCAAGAGAAGAUAUUAAUGCUAGAAAUCAGCCAAGGCACACUACAAGAGUCGGCGAGAAUGACGUGAAUGCGUCCGCUAUUAGAAAUGCAAUAGCUCGCAGUUUCCGUAAGCAAAAAUAUUACAAGUUUCCUAUAAACAUUAAUCUAUAUCCGGAAACAGCAAUAAAUAAAAGUUUAUUUAUGUACAUUACAUUCAUUCUUUUAUUAAUCCACUUUUUUACUAUUAACUAUCUUUUUCUGUCAAUUUUUUCAUUAACACUACUUACUAACUAUAACAACCUAUUAAUCUAAUAACUAUAAAAUUAAAACAAAAUUCAGUCUAUACAUUUCUGACAUUUGGCUUAUUUUUAAAGAAAUUAAUUUUAACAUUCACUCGUCUUAAUCUUAUAACUAUAAAAUUAAAACAAAAUUCAGUCUAUUCAUUUGAC